AUGACGAAGAUGCUGGACCUGCUGGAGGAUUUCCUGGACUACGAGGGCUACAAGUACGAGCGCAUCGACGGGGGCAUCACGGGGGCCCUGCGCCAGGAGGCCAUCGACCGCUUCAACGGUAGGACCCCGGUGUCCGGGGGCACCCAGGCGUUCUGCUUCCUGCUGUCGACGCGGGCCGGGGGCCUCGGCAUCAACCUGGCCACCGCCGACACCGUCGUCAUCUUCGACUCCGACUGGAACCCCCACAACGACAUCCAGGCCUUCAGCCGGGCGCACCGCAUCGGCCAGGCCAACAAGGUGAUGAUCUACCGGUUUGUCACACGCGCGUCGGUGGAGGAACGCAUCACGCAGGUGGCCAAGCGCAAGAUGAUGCUGACGCACUUGGUAGUGCGCCCGGGGCUGGGCUCCAAGGCCGGCUCCAUGUCCAAGCAGGAGCUUGAUGACAUCCUCAAGUUCGGCACUGAGGAGCUCUUCAAGGAUGAGAAUGAGGGGGAGAACAAGGAGGAGGACAGUAGCGUCAUCCACUACGACAACGAGGCCAUCGCCCGGCUGCUCGACCGCAACCAGGAUGCCACCGACGAUGCCGACGUGCAGAACAUGAACGAGUACCUCAGCUCCUUCAAGGUGGCCCAGUACGUCGUGCGUGAGGAGGACAAGAUCGAGGAGAUCGAGCGGGAGAUCAUCAAGCAGGAGGAGAACGUCGACCCCGACUACUGGGAGAAGCUGCUGCGGCACCACUACGAGCAGCAGCAGGAGGACCUGGCGCGCAACCUGGGCAAGGGCAAGCGGGUGCGCAAGCAGGUCAACUACAACGAUGCCGCCCAGGAGGACCAAGACAACCAGUCCGAGUACUCGGUGGGCUCCGAGGAGGAGGACGAGGACUUCGACGAGCGGCCGGAGGGUGAGCGUCCCCCGCGUCCCCUGGCCUACGUGUCCCUGUUCAUGCGUCACCUGUGCGAGCCGGGGGCCGACGGCUCCGAGACCUUCGCGGACGGGGUCCCCCGGGAGGGGCUCUCGCGGCAGCAGGUGCUGACCCGCAUCGGCGUCAUGUCCCUCGUCAAGAAGAAGUCCUUAGCGCGCAGCCACGGCUACGCGCGCUGGACGGACAUCCAGAACGACGGCGCCUUCGGGGUCAUCAACGAACCCUUCAAGGGCGAAGCCUCCAAGGGGAACUUCCUCGAGAUGAAGAACAAGUUCCUCGCACGCCGCUUCAAG
This is a messenger RNA of Aptenodytes forsteri (emperor penguin), 1215 nucleotides long. Its product is annotated as chromodomain-helicase-DNA-binding protein 3-like. The annotation marks the transcript as partial. Gene Ontology annotation, cellular component: NuRD complex; nucleus; chromatin. The transcript has 8 exons. NCBI's taxonomy places the organism in Eukaryota, Metazoa, Chordata, Aves, Sphenisciformes, Spheniscidae. Gene Ontology annotation, molecular function: ATP hydrolysis activity; histone binding; DNA binding. The record is from RefSeq and is a predicted model, not a curated record. Gene Ontology annotation, biological process: chromatin remodeling; negative regulation of transcription by RNA polymerase II.